GUCACUUCCGUUCUUUACAGCGUUGCUUUGCAGGUCACGAAGAAGGACAUCGGAAGGUUCUGCACCUUUUAUGAUAUUAUGAUUGCUGGAGCUCAGAAAACAUUUGCAAAAUGAAAUGAUGUGAAAAUAUUAAGGAAAAGUAACUCAUUCUGCUGGAAACAAGGGUAACAGCUUGAACAUGUACCCGGGAAAUUGAAUGUGUCUAACUUAUUAACCAUCUACUGGAAAGACUAGACGAGAAGGUGGAAGAAGGUCGCCUGGAUUUAGGACAGUGGCACUAUGUUCUAGUGUAUGUACAGAUGCUGCUUCCGGUAGACUGAUGGUGCAUGAGAUUAACCUAAGGACUUUCCAAAACAUCAAGGGAGGCAAUUUUUUAGAACUGUGAUAUACUAUUAUAUUUGAGGUGGAAAUAUUCUUUGACACCAUGGCAACUAAUAUAUUUCAAAGAAAACUUUCACAAAUUGGGAGAUCUGGACGAUUGCGAAAUAUCUAUACAUCAACAUUUUGUUUAAGGUCAAGGCAAAAUAUAAUUGUUGUUAACAUGAAAACCGUUCAAGGUCAAAGUUCCCAUGAUAACUCACAGGUGAGAGCCUACUGUUCCUCAACUGGGAGACAGAAGUUGGUGAUCCUUGGGUCAGGGUGGGGCAGUUAUGCUGUCCUUAAGUCCAUAGACAAGAAAAAGUUUGAUGUGGUAGUGGUGAGUCCACGUAACCAUUUCCUGUUCACCCCACUGCUGGCAAGCACCACAGUCGGGACCUUGGAGUUCAGAUCAAUCAUUGAGCCGGUGAGGAACACAGGAUUCCGACAGACUGACCAUUUCCAUCUGUCGUAUGCUCGGAGUUUGGACAUGGAGAAGAAACAGAUAACAUGUGAGAGUGUUCUGAAAUCCGACCUAACUUACAACCUUGAUUAUGACAAGCUUGUCAUUGGCGUUGGAGCACUCAGCAACACAUUCAAUAUACCUGGGGUCAUAGAAAACUCUUUCUUCCUUAAGGAAGUUGCAGAUGCCAGGAAGAUACGUAACCAGAUUCUAUCUAACUUUGAGUUGUCAACACAGCCUGGAGUUAACUAUGAAGAGGCGAAGCGUCUGUUACACUUCGUCAUAGUGGGAGGUGGACCAACAGGAGUGGAGUUUGGAGCAGAGUUGUAUGACUUUGUGGAACAGGACGUAUCUAGACUGUACAAACAGAAGCAAUAUGAGGUCAGGGUCACGCUCAUUGAAUCCAACCAGAUCCUUGGUGCCUUUGAUGAACGCCUCAGAAAGUAUGCAGAAAAGAAGAUCAGGGAGCGGAACAGGUUUACCCUGUUACAAUCAUCUGUAACAGAAGUAAAGUCAGACAGGGUAGUACUGACGGAUGGCAGUACACUGCCUUGUGGUCUGGUGGUCUGGAGCACGGGUGUGGCUCCCAGACCUUUUGUUAAGUCCCUGGACGUCCCUAAAAAUAAACAAGGACAGAUACUGACAGACGAGUACCUGAAUGUAUUGGGUGAUUCCACCAGGAGUGUGUUUGCCCUCGGGGACUGUGCCGAUAUAGAAACCAUGCCCCUUCCAUGUACUGCACAGGUUGCUGAGAGGGAAGGAAGAUACUUAUCAGCACAGCUAGCUAAAGCUGAUCCCACAACCGAGCCUUUCAAGUUCCAGAGCAUGGGAAUGUUGGCCUAUAUCGGUCGGUACCAAGCUCUGACUGAUGUCCCACAGGUCAAGAUGCAAGGGUUUACCUCCUGGCUACUAUGGCGGUCGGCCUAUCUCACACGACUUGGAAGCUGGAGACUGAGGAUGCAGGUACCACUGGAUUGGUUAAAGACAAUUCUGUAUGGGCGCGAUGUGUCUAGAUUUGAGUGAGAACUUCUUAUUGUGAAAAAUUCAUCAGGACUAUUCUGUAAGGACGGGAUGUGUCUGUGUUUGAGUAGAAUGUCAUCAGAACUAUUCUGUCAGGACGGGAGGUGUCUGUGUUUGAGUAGAAUGUCAUCAGAAAUAUUCUGUCAGGACGGGAUGUGUCUGUGUUUGCGUAGAAUGUCAUCAGAACUAUUCUGUCAGGACGGGAUGGGUCUGUGUUUGAGUAGAAUGUCAUCAGGACUAUUCUGUCAGGACGGGAUGUGUCUGUGUUUGGGUAGAAUGUCAUCAGGACUAUUCUGUCAGGACGGGAUGCGUGUGUGUUUGAGUAGAAUGUCAUCAGAACUAUUCUGUAAGGACGGGAUGUGUCUGUGUUUGAGUAGAAUGUCAUCAGGACUAUUCUGUCAGGACGGGAUGUGUGUGUGUUUGAGUAGAAUGUCAUCAGAACUAUUCUGUCAGGACGGGAUGUGUCUGUGUUUGAGUAGAAUGUCAUCAAAACUAUUCUUUGUGGACAUGGCAUAUCUCAGUUUGAGUGAGAACUGUAGGAAUACAUAAUUAUACUAUACCCUCGCAACAAAGUUAGGGGGGGUAUACUGGAAUCACCCUGUCUGUCUGUCUGUCUGUCUGUCUGUCCACAGUAACUUGUCCUGAAAACUCCU
Molecule: messenger RNA, 2493 nt
Organism: Mizuhopecten yessoensis (Yesso scallop)
Lineage: Eukaryota; Metazoa; Mollusca; Bivalvia; Pectinida; Pectinidae
Product: probable NADH dehydrogenase
Exons: 10
Coding region: 425-1843 (472 amino acids)
Molecular function (GO): NADH dehydrogenase activity
Source: RefSeq, a predicted model, not a curated record